AUGUUAACGGGCGUUGAAGUAGCAGGUUUAGUUUUCGGAGCCAUUGGCCUGAUUCCCAUCUUCAAGGAAGCGUACAAACUCGCGCGAGUACGCCGACAGGGCUCUGGAACGUCCGAUACGACCACAGUAGCCAACGAGAUCCGAAAUAGCGAAUCGUCUGUAACAAGAAUCGCCUGCGACCGUCUCAAAGACCUGAUUAUUCAACUCCAACACGGACUUCUGAUCGAGCUUCAACGAGGUGGACGUAUUUAUAACCCGGCUAGCCUUGUUACGAUCAUUGUCACUGGUCGAAGCGAUGCUUUCACAGCGCUUUCUGUGCUUGCUCAGAGACUGGCUACGGCGAUGCCGAUAGAUAAUCUUCUUGGAAGUACCGGCGCUGCGCGGUAUCCAUAUAAACGGAAUAAUCUCUCCACAGUGGACUCUUUCUGA
Glarea lozoyensis ATCC 20868 is the source of this 429-nucleotide messenger RNA. RefSeq lists its product as uncharacterized. NCBI's taxonomy places the organism in Eukaryota, Fungi, Ascomycota, Leotiomycetes, Helotiales, Helotiaceae. The coding region runs from base 1 to 429 and encodes 142 amino acids. The transcript is spliced from 2 exons. The record is from RefSeq and is a predicted model, not a curated record.